AUGAAAAUAAAUAUAUAAUUUUUUUAGGAAAGGGCUUUUCAGACAUUUCCCUAAGAGGUUCCCCCCAAGCGAACCAAAGGAAAUCAACCCAGAUACAGAAAACAAAAGGAUUCCCUCACAACCAUUGUACCUUCCGAAUCCUUCACUUCACUGCUGCCUCCCGAUGCGCACGUUGGCGAGAUUUAUCCUACUUAUUUGUCUUUCUGUCUGAUAUUACUCCAUUCAGGUGGGUGUUUUUCACUCUGAUCGUUUUAAUCUUCCGACUGUGGUUGUCAGCCCGUACAACUCGAAUUCUGUCAGCUCUGUCUUGUUUUCUCUCAGAACAUUCAACAAACACUUGGAGCUCCUAACUUUUUCCACACGAUGUGGAAAGUAUGACCUGAUUUUUUGCGGAUUGUUUCUAGCUAACUACGUUGGAUGGAAGAAUGAGAUCGAAGUUGUGUGCAUUCUCGCUUCUGGGUCGUACGUAUUUCAGUUGGUCUUCUAUUAAAUACGCCUACCAUGUCAAUCUCAGAGCUCUUACCAGUGUUACCAUGGCCUCUGGUUUUAGUUCGUGGCCUACGCGCAUUCAUACUGUUGACGCUGCCACUGUACCGAACUCCAAUAUUGGGAAUUUCUUCUCAUUUGGCUUUUGUUCUCAUUCUUAUGUUUCUUCAAGCUCAAACCACGAUAUUUUGAAUGCAACUCCGGAAGAAUCUUGUCACUAUGCUGCCGAUAAUGAUCAUGAGAGUGGCGAUGAUCAUGAUAAUCUAGAAGAAUGUGAAGAAGAGGACAUGGACAUCAAUGACGAGUGUGUGAUAAAAGAUGUUGAUGCCAUUAUGGAUAUAUUUCGUGGGUUCAGGAAUGUAAAUCGAAUUGAAGUGAAAAAUAAGCUUGAGCAUUGCUUUAUUAAGGUCUCAGGAGAGUUGGUAGUAGCAGUACUUUCUCGAAUCCGUAAUGAUUGGGAAGCAGCUUUCACAUUUUUUGUUUGGGCUGGUAAGCAGCCUGGCUAUGCCCACUCUGUACGUGAAUAUCAUUCAAUGAUUUCAAUUCUUGGGAAAAUGAGAAAGUUUGAUACGGCAUGGGCCUUGAUUGAUGAGAUGAGAGGAGGGACGGCAGGCUCUUCGCUAGUGACACCUCAAACCCUUCUAAUCAUGAUUAGGAGAUACUGUGCUGUUCAUGAUGUUGCAAAAGCUAUAAAUACAUUCCAUGCUCAUAAAAGAUUCGGAUUUAACAUUGGACUAGAGGAAUUUCAAAGCCUUCUCUCUGCCCUCUGCCGAUACAAAAAUGUGAAAGAUGCUGAAUAUUUGCUGUUUUGCAACAAAGAUGUGUUCCCAUUUAACACAAAGAGUUUCAAUAUUAUCCUCAAUGGAUGGUGUAUAAUUGGGAGUCUUCGUGACACCGAGAGAGUUUGGAAGGAGAUGACACGGAGAGGUAUCAGUCAUGAUGCUAUCUCAUAUGCAAGCUCCAUUUCUUGUUAUUCAAAAGUUCGCAACCUUCAUAAGGUGCUCAAGCUUUUUGAAGAUAUGAAGCGAAUGAAAAUUGACCCUGAUAGGAAAGUGUACAAUGCAGUCAUUCACUCUCUUGCAAAAGGUAGGUGUCUGAAAGAAGCGGCUGAUCUCAUAAAAACAAUGGAAGAGAAGGGUAUUAUUCCAAAUGUUGUUACUUAUAACUCAGUUAUCAAACCUUUAUGCAAGGCCAGGAGAUUUGAUGAAGCUAGAGCGGUUUUUGAGGAGAUUUUGCAGCGAGGCCUCUGCCCAACAAUUCAAACUUAUCAUGCCUUCUUAAGAUUCCUGAGAACAGAGGAAGAAAUAUUUGAGCUAUUGAAGAAGAUGAGAACAAUGGGGUGCAAUCCAACUGCUGACACCUACAUAAUGUUGAUCAGAAAGUUUUGCCGAUGGCGCCAGCUUGAUAACGUUUCCAGAAUAUGGCAUGAAAUGAGUGAAAAUGGAAUUAGUCCUGAUCGAAGCUCUUAUAUUGUCUUAAUACAUGGUCUCUUCUUGAAUGGAAAACUAGAAGAUGCACAUAAAUACUAUUUGGAAAUGAAGGAAAAAGAGUUACUUCCUGAACCAAAGAUAGAUGAGGUACUACAAGCUUGGCUUGCUGGUAGGUCAAUGUUUCAAGAGAACCCAUCAGAUUGUUCUGGGGAAGGCAAAAACUCCAGAUUGUUCCCCGAAAAGGAUUUUCACCGACAACCUGAGAUUAUAAAGGGUUCAAGAGAUCGUGGUUUCUCAUUCUGGAGGCAGUAGAGUUUUGAGUCUAUCUUAGCCCAUCAAUCUAGAGGUUCAAAUGGUUUGUUAGGUCCUUAGAGUGAUGACUUUUGUUUUGUCAUCUCACAGUGGUCCUUUUCCUUCGUUAUGCCAUCUUUUAAACCAUUUUACGCAAUACCCUCGAUCUAAGAGGCCGGAGAUUCUAAUCCACAACUUCACAUGCUAUUGAAAUUGGAAAAGAGAAUUGCGAUGGUAAAAGAUGUUAUCAUGUUAUCGGAUUAAGAAAAGAAAACUGCCAAGGACUGUCAAUGGUAAAUUAUGCAACCUUCAGUUUAACUGCUUAAAUACUUUAGGAAGUCAUUUCAAACAUAUUAUAAAUGAGUUGUUAUGCCUGUAACAAGAGUCCUAAGCCACAAUACUAUUCUUUGGUGUGGAGAGGACUAUGGAACAACAAAUUAAUUUGAUUUUUAUCCAGGGUUCAGUGUUCUUGUAAGCACAAAUAUCCUACUCCAAGGGUUUAGGUUUGAUUUCA
Cucumis melo (muskmelon) is the source of this 2721-nucleotide messenger RNA. RefSeq names its product pentatricopeptide repeat-containing protein At5g15010, mitochondrial. The transcript is spliced from 3 exons. Gene Ontology annotation, molecular function: protein binding. Bases 426 to 2228 code for a protein of 600 amino acids. The record is from RefSeq and is a predicted model, not a curated record. NCBI's taxonomy places the organism in Eukaryota, Viridiplantae, Streptophyta, Magnoliopsida, Cucurbitales, Cucurbitaceae.